This is a messenger RNA of Wyeomyia smithii (pitcher-plant mosquito), 2343 nucleotides long. It is a transcript of the gene nst, whose product is annotated as phosphoacetylglucosamine mutase. Lineage: Eukaryota; Metazoa; Arthropoda; Insecta; Diptera; Culicidae. The record is from RefSeq and is a predicted model, not a curated record. The transcript has 5 exons. Gene Ontology annotation, biological process: carbohydrate metabolic process; UDP-N-acetylglucosamine biosynthetic process. The coding region runs from base 104 to 1765 and encodes 553 amino acids. Gene Ontology annotation, molecular function: phosphoacetylglucosamine mutase activity; magnesium ion binding.
UGUCACUGUCUGUCGUUGACUGUAAAAUCUUUUAAUUCUGCUGACGUUGAAGUGCGAUAAUAUAUGUACCUACCAGUUUCUUUUACGAGUUAAUUUUCAGAACAUGACUGGUGCAACGUUCAAUUUACGGCAAGUGUACGCUUUCGCUCGGGAGUAUCACCGAAAAAGCGAUAACCAAAAGAAUAUUCAGUAUGGCACAGCAGGAUUUCGAACGCAUGCUGACCACUUGGAUUAUGUUAUGUAUCGAAUGGGCUUGUUGGCGGUCAUUCGAUCGCGUGCUAAAGCAGGUCAGGUAAUUGGUGUUAUGAUAACCGCGUCUCAUAAUCCCGAACAAGACAACGGUGUGAAAUUGAUAGAUCCAAUGGGAGAAAUGUUGGAGCAACGAUGGGAAGCUAUAGCCACCGCACUGGUCAACGUCAGCGAUGCGGAUUUGGAAAACCAGGUCGCGAAAAUUUGUUUGGACGAAGGUGUUGAUAAUAAUGAUCCUGCCAAGGUGUACGUCGGAAUGGAUACUCGUUAUCAUAGCCCACAGCUAGCAAAAGCGGUGUUAAAUGGUAUUGCUGCUAUGAAAGGUAAUGUGAGGGAUUUCGGUAUCGUAACGACGCCUAUGUUACACUACUUCGUCACGUGCUCCAAUACGAAUAUGGCAUACGGGUUACCUACGGAAGAAGGCUACAUGAUGAAGCUUUUGAAGGCUUUCAAAAAUAUUAGAGGAACCGCGUUUGAAAAAGACAAUUAUACUAAUAAAGUUUGUUAUGAUGGAGCAAAUGGAGUCGGGUCAUUAAAGAUGCUUGGUUUCAUCAAGAAAUUCAACGGAUAUUUGGAUGUAAAAGUUUUCAAUAGUAACGGAAAAAUUAAUUUCAAUUGUGGAGCGGACUUUGUGAAGACUAAUCAGAGAGCACCAGAAGGUUUGCCUGAUACACUAGAACCAAACGCACGUUGUGUUUCCGUUGACGGAGAUGCAGACCGCAUUGUGUAUUACUUUACGAACGAAACCGGUGUGUUCCAUCUGCUUGAUGGUGAUCGAAUCGCUACGUUGAUUGCUGGAUAUCUGAAAACCUUGGUAGAAAGAUGCGGAAUACAACUGGAAAUGGGAUUGGUUCAAACUGCAUAUGCAAAUGGAGCAUCUACGGAUUACAUUGUCAAUCAGCUGAAAGUGCCAGUCGCUUGCGUUCCCACUGGAGUGAAACAUUUGCACCAUAAAGCGUUAGACUACGAUAUUGGCGUUUAUUUCGAAGCUAACGGACACGGUACUAUUAUUUAUAGUUCUAGUGCUAAGAGCAAAAUCACUGCCGCUAGUCGAGAUGAAUCAUUAACCACCGAUCAACGUGAAGCGGCUAGUUUGCUUCUCCAAACCAUUGAUCUUACCAAUGAAACAGUUGGUGACGCCAUUUCCGAUAUGCUGCUUGUAGAAACGGUGCUUCACUAUAAAGGAUGGAAUUUGCAGGAUUGGUUGAAAACCUAUACGGAUUUACCCAAUGUGUUGACGAAAAUCAAAGUAAACGAUCGCAAUGUAAUUACUACUGCUGAUGCGGAAAGGGUGUGUGUUACUCCCGAAGGAUUACAGCGAGCCAUCGAUGAAAUUGUGAGUAGAUAUGAACACGGCAGAUCAUUUGUGCGUCCUUCCGGUACAGAGGAUGUUGUUCGAGUGUACGCCGAGGCAAGUACUAAGGAAGAUACUUUGAAGUUGGCCGCCGAGGUUUCAAAUUUAGUGUACGACAAGGCUGGCGGCACUGGACCGCGUCCAGAACAGCCGAAGAUUUGAAGGAACUAUAUGAUCAUUGUGAACUGGCGUGUGCUAACAAUAACUGCCAUGACUUCAAACAGGAUGUAUAUGUUUAUCAACGACCAGAUAUGGGUUUUAUUCCAUCAUUGAGAUUAUGUACAUGCUCAACGUGAUAGUUUUAUUAUUGACCUUCGAAUCAUUGUUGAAUGUAUUUUAUGCAGGGGGCUCUUGUGGCUGUCAAAAUCCAUACAUUUUCCAUCUACCACUCAUUGAUUCUGGUACCAGCGUUUCUGGUACCCACUUUUUGGUUGGUUUGCCCUAAAACAAGUGAAAUAGAGUAAACGUCCCUCUUUUUUCGGUAGACUUAUUCUCGAGUAAAUGUCGUUUUAGAUGGAAAAAAACAAGAGCUCAACAUUUGUUUUCAGUACAAUGUGCACUUUCAAUGAAUAAGAUAAGUUUUGUAAGUAUUUGAAAUGAAAUAUCACCGCCGUGAUGAAUAUAUGAUUGGUAGGCAAAAUGUUGACGUUUAUAGGCCCCUGAUAUUAUGUAUAUUUUUAUUCGUGUAUUUUAUUUACCUUUAGACGCAUGCGAAAAAAUAAAUUUUGAAUCGACUAUAA